Molecule: messenger RNA, 1602 nt
Organism: Aspergillus terreus NIH2624
Lineage: Eukaryota; Fungi; Ascomycota; Eurotiomycetes; Eurotiales; Aspergillaceae
Exons: 3
Coding region: 1-1602 (533 amino acids)
Source: RefSeq, a predicted model, not a curated record
AUGUGGAUUCAUGCAGGGCUGACGUGGUGGGCCGUCCACCUUGCAGCUGGCAUUCCGACGCGGAGGGGUCAACCAUCCGUCCAGGAUCAGAUCGUGCCUCCGAACAGCUACAUGACUGCGGUCAAUGUCCGUGUCGACACGCUGUUCGUCCUUCCAUCCCAUCUGCCCGGCCUGAUGAUAUCGCGGCUCCUGCGUAUCACGCUCUCCAUCAUUCUUCUUCCGUUGAACAAUGCGAUCCUCAUCGCACUGUACAUCUGGAAGCAUGUCUCGGUCCGUUUGUCCUAUCCCAGCUCGCUCCGCCCGCGUCAAACGGCCCUCCAAGACGUCCACUUCUACCCGAAAACCGUCCUGAUCACGGGCGUGGACACCCCACAUGGGCUGGCCGUCGCUCGGGCAUGGUAUGCUCAGGGCCAUCGCGUCGUAGGUGCGGGCGUAUCUAUAUCUGAGCGCGGGCUCGUCCUCUCGGGAGUCAGCCUAUCCACAGCCCUGUCAGCGUUCUACCACAUCCCGCGCGGGCUCUACGCCUCCCGCUUGCUGGACGUCGUCCAGCGGGAGAAAAUCGACAUCUGGAUUCCGUGCUCGGCCUCCGCAACCGCCAUGGACGAUGCAAUGGCCAAGGAGGCAAUCGAGAGUCGGACCAGCUGCGUCUGUAUCACGCUUGGGACACCCCUGGUGAGCCAGUUCGCGAGGCACGAUUCGUUUACCCAGUAUCUACAGGAGAAGAACCUUCCGGUCGUGGAAAAUCACCACGUCCAGUCGCGCGAUACAAUACACAAGAUUCUACACCGGUCGCCGACGAAGGUCUACCGCAUGCGCCGACCGAGUGCGGCCAUGAGCGACGGGCAUGCGGUUAUCCUGCCGAAGCGGACGGUCAGUCUGACGUAUUCUGAGGUCAGUGAGAUCCAGAUCUCGAAGGAUCGGCCAUGGGUGAUGCAGCAGCAGAGUCGGCUGGGAGAGUUCUCUGCCGAGCUGUUGGUGGUCGGUGGGCAAGUUCAAGCCCUCCGUGUCUUCUCCGUGGGGAGCCGUUCAGCAUGCCGCUCUCGUCUGGAUGAGGGGCUUGCCACUGCAAUCCACAAACUUAUGGCACGUUUUUCCUCCAAGGCAGGCACCCAGAUGACAGGACAUUUGAAUGUGCAACUCAUGGUGGACGAAGAAUUCGACGCGAACCACGUGCGGUACGUGAUACACAUCGCGGGAUGCACACUCGGUGCGAGUGCAACAGAGCGUCUUCUCCACACUACCCCAAUGCACACAUUAGUCCGUGGGUAUCUGGCUGUGCUUGCUCCGCAGGUCAAUGGUGCAGCCAGUCUUUGCGGUGACAGCCACACGCAACCGGUGUUAAUUGAAUCCGCGAUCCCACCACGAAAAUAUAGCCUGUACCAGACAGUCAAGGAUAGCGGAGUUCGGCGGAUUCUCCCUGCGUUGUAUCCGACCUUGCAGAAGGUGGAUAAGAUUAAUGAUGGCUUAAGCGAUCUGCUGUUCUUCUGGAAGGACUGGCGGUUUUCGAGUUUCGAUCCGCUCCCUUGGUGGUGGCAUACUCAUGUCCAUCAGCCCUGGGAAGAUGCGGAGCGCAUUCUGGGGGAAGUUAGGAGGUCUAAGUAG